Messenger RNA from Vigna radiata var. radiata (mung bean), 1160 nucleotides. RefSeq names its product glutathione S-transferase T1. NCBI's taxonomy places the organism in Eukaryota, Viridiplantae, Streptophyta, Magnoliopsida, Fabales, Fabaceae. The record is from RefSeq and is a predicted model, not a curated record. The coding region runs from base 95 to 856 and encodes 253 amino acids. The transcript has 7 exons.
UUGGUAAGUGUGUAAUGAAGCAAUGCAAAGAACAAGAUAGAAUAGAGUCAAAGCCGUGCUUUCCUGACUGCAGUGCUUCCCAAACUUGUAAUCGAUGAUGGUGGAAAAGCUGAAGGUGUUUGCGGAUCGAAUGUCCCAGCCUUCUCGAGCAGUUCUCAUAUUCUGCAGGUUGAACGGAAUUGACUUCGAGGAGAUCAAAGUAGACAUUUCCAAAGGCCACCACCUCUCUUCUCAAUUCAGAGAAGUAAACCCUCUGCAGAAAGUUCCGGCUAUUGUUCAUGGAAGUUUCAACCUUUCCGAGAGCCAUGCAAUCAUUGUCUAUCUUAAUUCUGCUUUUCCUGGAAUUGCUGACCAUUGGUACCCAAGCGAUAUUUUCAGGAGAGCAAAAAUCAACUCGGUAAUGGAUUGGCAUCACUCUAAUUUACGACAUGGAACAGUGAACUACGUAGUAAAUACUGUACUAGGACCAGCAACUGGCCGUCCACUUAAUCCAAAAGCNGCCGCUGAAGCAGAGAAAGUGCUAUUUUCUUCUUUAUCAAAGCUAGAGGAUAUUUGGCUCAAAGGAGAUGGACGCUUCCUUCUUGGUGGCUCUCAGCCAUCUAUAGCAGAUCUCAGCAUGGUUUGUGAACUUAUGCAACUUGAGGUUUUGGAUGAGAAGAAUCGCAGUCGUAUAUUAUCCCCAUACAAGAAAGUUCUUCAGUGGAUUGAUGAUACAAGAGCUGCAACAAAUCCUCACUUUGAAGAAGUGCAUAAUAUCCUUUAUAGAGCUAAAAAGAAAUUUGAACAGCAGCGUUCAAGGGUAGUUGAAACUUGGACUGAGCCGAACGACAAGAUAGGUGGACAUUCAAAGAUGUGACAGACAUGCCUUCAUCUUUGCUUCAAGACUGACAACACAGUCAUACAUAGCCUUUUUUCUUUCAACAGACUUGAGCCUUGAGUGUCAAGCUUUUCUUUGUUGGCUUGAAGAAAUUUACAUCUUCCUACAAAGACACCAUAUUAGUCGAGUAAUGUUGUACACCUUGACUGCAUAUCCUNGUUCUAUUUUAACUCUUAACCAAAUUAGUCAAUAAUUCUGUAUGUUCAUUUUUUAAGGUUGUUGUGCUUUUAUUUAGUGGUCUGCUAUUCACAUAUAAAAUAAAAGAACAAACUGCUAUUUUGUU